AUGUUCGUGUUUCUCUUCUUCGUGUGUGCAUUCUCAAUCACGUGCGACAAACUUACAAACGCUCCAUAUACCGUUGAAGAAGCUUUUGAAUGCAUUAACUCCGUCACUAUAACAGCAGACACAGCCACAAAAAUCAAAACAUCUUUGAAGCCACUGCUACAGUCUUAUGUCUUCAAAGACAUCUUACUUAACCCACCACAACCUUCCUUCGACAACACAUUCUUCCCUCAAAUGGACAUGGACAAAAUGCUUGAUAAUUUACCAACAGACGAUGGACAAAUCUUUUACCAAUAUAUUCAAAAAGUCCAAGCCAUAAUCGACAAUACCCAUGACCUUCACUUGUCUUUCAGAUUUAGUUCUGAUGAGAAAAACAAAUAUUACUAUGAUGACUUCUAUGCUUAUUUACCAUUUGUCAUUGAUAUUGUCGAAGGUGAGUAUAUCUUCACUAAAAAUCCAAGCCUGGACUCGGAACACCUCCACGUCGAAAUUCCCCUGUUAGAUGACUAUUAUGGAAAAACUAUAUCAACGAUUAAUGGACUUGAGCCGUAUAAGUUUUUGAAAGACUAUGCAGAGGCACACACUUUCUUAAAAACACCACACGGUCGAUUCACAUACGCAAUUGAGUCGAUGUCAUUUGUUUCAUUGCGAUCAGCGCCACUUGCCGAAGAGAGUUUCAAGACGAAGUAUACCAUUGUCUUCUCGGACGACACAACAGUUGACACUGAAUACAAAUUACUUUACUUGGGAGCGACUGUUGUUGGGAAAGAGAAGAGAAAUAGAUUAUUAAGAAAGCAAAAUAGAUCACUCAGACCAAUAACUGCAGAAGACCUUUCAACACCAAAAUUGGCAGACAACAUAUUUGACUAUGAAUCGUCAGACACUAACAUCGCUUGUAAGAUCGAUUUGGAGAAGAAGAUGAAUACUAUUGUAUUGAAGACCUUUUACCCAGAAGAUGAAACAGCAGACUUCUUUAAAGUGUUUAAUACAUGUAUUCAACAAAUUGAUGAAAACACUAACCCUAUAUUGGUCAUCCUUCCUAUGAAUGGUGGUGGGUAUGCUGAUUUGGAAGCCAAUUUUGAGAAGGUCUUAGCUGUUCAUGCCGAUGCCGACUUGAUUGGAAGUGUUCGUAUAUCAAAGCCAAGUGAAGAUAUCAUGAAGAACGAAUAUGGAGAGUAUUUGGGAGAUACUAAUACAUGUGAGGCUGUAUAUAACGAAACGGAUAAAACAGUCCCUCUUGGCGAUUUCUAUGCGAAACCACAAACCACUCAAUAUGGAGAUGCCACUCAUACAUUCUCGCAAAACACUUUGAUGCACGCGGGAAUCAUGUUGGAAGCUACUUUAACGAAAAACCCGAGAAUACCAACAGAUGUUGUUAUUAUGACUGACGGCUUCUGUUAUUCGGCGUGCAGCGUUUUGGCAAAGGGAAUGGUUGAGAAGGGAAAUGCAAUUGUAGUUGGUUUUGAGGGUGACCCCAAUAUCGAAUAUGAAAAUAGCUUUGAUGCUGGAAACUCGCCAACACCCGUUAUUGAGUUUACUUCGAUCAGUAUGCCUGAAGUAAAAACAUUACAAGACUUGGGAGGAAUGCUCAAGAUUUCGUAUUUUGAAACUUUUAAUUGGAACUAUAACUACAAUGAAACUAUUCCAAGAGAAUUCUUGUUAAAUCCAAUUGAUGAAAGAUCGAAUGUGUGGAGAUAUGAUAGAACGAAGUUACAACAAUUUGUUGAUAGUGCCAUCAAAGUACAUGACAAGUAUCAAACACAAUGCAACAAAAAGAAUAAAAGACUUGUGAAAGUUAGUGUCGACUGCGACAAGGAAAUUAACGUCGAACAUGGACAUGGCGGGUAUGUCUGUGGUGAUGAUGGACUUUGGAGUAAGACAUGCCAGAUGUCAUAUUGUGACAUUGGAUAUAAAUUUGACAGAGCAAAUAAUAAUUGUAUUGAAGACGUUUGCUACAAUAAAGAGCACAAACAUAAUAAUGACUAUCUUAUUGUCGUGGUCUCAGUUUCUGUCAGUGUCGUUGUUUUGGUUGCUUUAUUCUUCUUGACAAUUGCUGUUGUUGGUGUGAUCAUUAGCCACAGACAGGACAAAAAGUCAUACUCAAAGAUUUAA
Entamoeba invadens IP1 is the source of this 2109-nucleotide messenger RNA. RefSeq lists its product as hypothetical. The record is from RefSeq and is a predicted model, not a curated record. The transcript has a single exon. Lineage: Eukaryota; Evosea; Mastigamoebida; Endamoebidae. The coding region runs from base 1 to 2109 and encodes 702 amino acids.